Megalops cyprinoides (Indo-Pacific tarpon) is the source of this 4357-nucleotide messenger RNA. RefSeq names its product DnaJ (Hsp40) homolog, subfamily C, member 16 (gene dnajc16). The record is from RefSeq and is a predicted model, not a curated record. Lineage: Eukaryota; Metazoa; Chordata; Actinopteri; Elopiformes; Megalopidae. The coding region runs from base 142 to 2517 and encodes 791 amino acids. The transcript has 15 exons.
CACCGGUCUCUUGAUUAUUGCCGCGUCGAGGCACACGAGAUUAUUUCUAAGGAAUAAAAAUAAGACAGUGUUACGAAAUCAGCACUACGGUAUGGUGUUUUGGACCGCCUAAAACAGGGAUUUUGCUUGCGACAGGGGAAGAUGGCCCGAUCAUGGGGUCUGUCCGUGGCCAUCGUGACACUUUACCUGCUGUUCUCGAAUAGACCUGUGGAGACGGCCACCGACUUCGAUCCCUACAAAAUCCUCGGAAUGACCAAGAGUGCUAGUCAAGCUGAAAUCAAGAGAGUGUACAAACAGCUUGCCAAAGAAUGGCAUCCGGACAAGAACAAAAACCCAGAAGCAGAGGACAUGUUCAUCAAGAUCACCAAAUCUUAUGAGAUCUUAUCCAAUGAGGAGAAGCGAGCCAACUAUGACCGAUAUGGUCAGACGGAUGAGAACCAAGCCUACGGGCAGCCACAGCAGGGCUACCGUCACUUCCACGACGGUUUCUACUUUGACGAGUCCUUCUUCCACUUCCCCUUCAACAACAAGGGGAGCCGGGACGCAGCCGACAGCAAAUACAUGCUGCACUAUAACCAGUACAUCAAUGAUGUUGUGCCAGACAGCUUUCGGCGGCCAUACUUGAUCAAGAUCACAUCGGAUUGGUGUUUCAGCUGCAUCCACAUUGAACCGGUGUGGAAGGACACUGUGCAGGAGCUGGAGGCCCUGGGCGUGGGGAUUGGCGUGGUGGAUGUUGGCUAUGAGCGGCGCUUGGCUAAUCACCUUGGUGCCCACCGUACCCCCUCCAUAUUAGGGCUCAUCAAUGGUAAAGUCACCUUCUUCCACUACGCCGUGGUCAGAGAGCAUCUCAGGCAGUUUGUUGAGGAUUUGCUCCCUCAGCGGCUGGUCGAGAAGGUCACAGACAGGAAUGACCUUGAGUUCUUGAACAGUUGGCAUGAGCAAAACAAGCCCCAUGUGUUGCUGUUCGACCAGGUUCCCACGGUCCCUCUCCUGUUCAAGCUGACCGCCUUCGCCUACAAAGACUACUUGCAGUUUGGCUAUGUGGACCAGGGCCUGUCGGAGACUGCAAACCUACUGAGGCAGUUUAACAUCAACACCUACGCACCUACCAUGCUCGUCUUCAAGGAGAAUACAGACAAGCCAGCCGACAUUAUACAGGCCAAAGGGAUGAAGAAGCAAAUCAUUGAUGAGUUUGUCUCCAACAAUAAGUUCCUCCUGGUGCCUCGACUAGUGAACCAGAAGCUGUUUGACGAGCUCUGUCCGGUGAAACAGUUCCACAGGCGCCGGAAGUACUGUGUCCUACUGAUCACUGGGGAAGAAGAGUCCUUUACCGCCGGGAAUAAGGCCUUCCUCUCCCUCGCCUCCUCCAACACCAAGGAGGUGCUGAGGUUUGCUUACGUCUACCACAGGCAGCAGCAGCCCCUAUGUGACAUCCUGCUGAAAAACAGAGACAGCACGCCUCCUCAGGUGGUGAUCCUGGAGAGGCGCAACACAGCAGGGAAGGUCCUCUAUAAGCCAGUGACGGGUGGCUGGAACGGCAGUGAGGAGGAUAAACACCGCCUCCUGGAGGAGCUGGAGCGCCUGCAGAAAGACCCCUCCAUCCUCAACUACGACGCCAUGCUGCCGGAGCUCAACAACGAGUUUGCCUCGAUGUUUCUCAUCCAGUGGAUGUACACAGCAUAUGAUUACCUCUCUCAAAUCGGUGAUGACCUCCUUCACAACAACUGGCGUGAAAUGAUGCCUCUGCUGUCUCUGAUAUUCUCAGCAUUGUUCAUCUUAUUCGGCACAGUUGUCAUCCAGGCCUUCAGUGACUCCAGUGAGGAGAAGCAGUCAAAACCAAAGCCAAAAGAUGAAAUGAAGACGGAGAAUGGAUCGCCCAGCACUGCAAACACAUCGAGUCGUCCCCCGAAGAAGAACUUUGUGGAGGUGACAGAGCUGACGGACAUCACAUACACCAGCAACCUGGUGAAGCUGAGACCUGGCCACAUCAACGUGGUGCUGGUGCUUACCGACGCCUCCAAGAACGUCCUGCUGAGCAAAUUCGCCAAGGAGGUCUACUCUUUCACUGGGAGCCUGACCCUACACUUCUCCUUCCUGAAUGUGGAUAAGCACAGCGAGUGGAUGGACGCGCUUAUGGAGUUCGCCCCGGACGCCUUGAAAAUGGACGGCGACGAGGACGAUGCCAACCACAAGAUUGACUACACGGGCUACGUGCUGGCCCUCAACGGCCACAAGAAGUACCUCUGCCUCUUCAAGCCCGUCUACACGGGGGAGGACCUGGAGAGCAAGUCCUCGGAGGAGGAGGGGGCCAGCGGGGGCCGGUCCAGGUCGGGCUCCAGGGAGGAGCAGCAGCACCCCCGCAAGACCGUUCCCCGGUCCCGCUCCACCUCCACCCUCCAGAUCCACCACAAACUGGACCGCCUGGGCCUCUGGAUGGAGCGACUGAUGGAGGGAACCUUGCCCCGGCACUACAUCCCUGCUUGGCCCGGCCUGGAGAAAAUAACAGCCAACAAAUAGACCCUUCUUCAGAGGCUUGAACCCUCCAUGAAUGCCUGUAUGCCCCCUCCACAGAUGCAGCUCCCUCUCCUAUUGGUGCACUACUGGGAAUACAGGAGGCCCCCCAAAAAACUGCCAGCCAGUUUUUAAAGGAGUAUGGUUGACCAUGCUGCAUUCAAGGAUCUCUUUGGUAGUGAUGUUUUUUUUUUUUUUUGAAGGAAACGUAAUGUAGGAAAACUUGGGAGGUUGGGUUCUCACCCUGAAAGUGCUGAUGGCCACCAGGAUCCCUGAAGUGUAGACGUGGUUUCCCCCAUGCUGGUUUUUUUCAGUACCAAUAGUGCUUUUUUGCUUUAAAGCCCAACUUCCCUAUUAUCAGUCCAGCUGCAAAUGUCAUAUUCUCAUCCAGUUUGCUACUAGCUUCCUUCCUGCAUGUAUUUGUUCCUUUGUAUUGUCCAACAGUUAUAACUGCUGCUAUACAUACCCAUAGACUAACAAAUUGAAUCACUGUGAGCGUAUAUAUGUUUCUGACUUGGCAGACCCUUGUCUUAUUCUCUGAGGAUUUUCUGUCAUUCUUUGGCAAGUCUCAUUGACCGCAGAUGCUCAGCUGUGGCUUUUUGCCACUGUGAACUGAGCCAUGUGUCAGACUGUCAAGUUUAAAUGCCACGUUACCAUCAUCUUCCUCUAGACUCUCAAGCUAGCACAUUUGAGUCUUGACAUUUCUUUCAUGCUUGUGCAAGUCCAUUAAUAAGCCUUCCGUUAUGUUAUGUGGCUUUGCUUAACCUUAUUUGGUGCUUUUCUUUAUCAGUAUGACAUAAUGAGAAAGGACAAAACAGUCAGCCACACUUCCAUUUCUGUUUCUUAUUUUUAUGCAUGUUCAAAAUCAGAUAUUUGCUUGGUGUGUGCUUGGUUUGUUGUUGCUACUGCAGCAUGUAACAUGCUACUUUCUAAAAAAACCCACCUAAUCCUCAUUAAACCAGUUUAUGGAUUCCCCUUCAGACAAAAAAGCCCUCUGCCCACCAAUGGCAGUAUGUAGCGGCAAAGGCUGUUCAGCUCAUGCUGUAGAAAUGGUGCUCUUAAAUGGUACCAGUUGCAUAGUGUAAAUACAUCUCUUAUAGUUACUGAAGUAAAGAACAUGUUCAUACUUUAUAACCACUCUAUGAUCUACUGCCAUUAACUAUCCAAGUAUAUGAUUUUUUGCAUACUGUAACCCAACUGGUAGGAUGCCGUAUACUAUGAAUUUCGGAAAGCUGCUUAGGAAUGACGUGCUGCGAUUGGCUGUGAAGGCCAGCUGUUCACUGAGGCUAAGCGUCCUCCAUGUACACUAAUACAUUCAAGAGAAUGCCAAGUGAACCUGUCUUCCACCGUGUGCUCCCAUUCUACCCGAAAGUGAAGCCGCGUAUCCCUGCAGCUCAACAUACCUGGCAUCGCCCCCAUUGCCUUGACAGCGGUCUGCGACAGACUCUGGUUGUUGACUUUUCUCCAUGCUUUUGUUCAAAUGAGUCAGCCCUCUGAGCGCAGCUGGGCAACACCCAAGUGCACACAAUUCAACGGCUAGGCCACAGGGCGAAAACUCCUCCAGGCCUCUUUUCAUUCGGGCAAUAGUGGCCUGAAUUUGGCCUAAAAGGUGGCUUUCGUGUCCAGUGGCGUUGCGUUAAGUAGUAUAGGACAGAAGGGGUGGGCCAUCUUGGCUCAGCCAUUGCUUGAGUCCGCAUGCAGCGUGGGCAGAAAUACUGGAAUGUCUCCGUAACAUAUAACUACGUCCGUCUGAAAAAAGGUCCGUAGUACCACUGAUGCAAAUAAGUCUGUUUACCUAUUUUUCAACAGUAAGUCUUAAGUUAUGAGUGUGUGUGUCUGGCGGGGG